Molecule: messenger RNA, 1743 nt
Organism: Nerophis lumbriciformis (worm pipefish)
Lineage: Eukaryota; Metazoa; Chordata; Actinopteri; Syngnathiformes; Syngnathidae
Source: RefSeq, a predicted model, not a curated record
AUGGAGGUGUUCUGCUACAAAGAUAUAGAGCAGUCAUCCAACCUGCUUCUCCAGCUCAACACCCUGAGACAGGAGAACCUUCUCACAGAUGUGUUACUUUGUUCAGACAACACAGAGAUCCCUUGCCACCGCAACGUGCUGGUUUCUAGCAGCCCCUACUUCCGAGCCAUGUUCUGCAAUAACUUCACAGAGAGGCAGCAGACCAGAAUCAACCUGCACGGCCUGACAUCAGCCACCUUGAACACCAUCAUGGACUAUGUUUACACGGGCCUGGCUCAUAUCAGCAUGGAUAAUGUGCUGCCUCUCAUGCAGGCCACGUCAAUGUUGCAGUACGCUCGUCUAUUCGAGGCCUGCUCCAGCUUUCUUCAAGACCAGCUGAACGCUGACAACUGCUUGAGCAUGCUAAGGUUCUCAGAGAUCAUGAACUGUAAUAGUUUGAGAAAAAAGGCAAAGGAUAUGGCAAUGAAGAACUUCUAUGACGUGUCUCAUUCAGAGGAUAUGUGUGAACUCUCUUUGCCAGAGCUAAUGGGUUACCUGGAGGAUGAUUCUCUUUGUGCAGAAGAAGAGCAGGUCUUUGAGACCCUUGUUGCUUGGAUCCGCUAUGACCCCUUACCCAGACGCAGUGCCAUUAGUGACCUCUUUAAGAAAGUGCGCCUUCGCUACAUCCACCCCACCUAUUUGUUCCAGUUCAUUGCCAGCGACCCUCUAAUCCAGUCCUCUACCCUCUGCAUUGAGCUAAUCGAAUCAGUGCGCCGCCUCCUGUUUUCCCUUGGCACCAAAUAUUUUGGGGACUUAACCAGCGACUUCAAGCCAGUAUGGAUUGCACCCAGGCGCUGUACCUACUAUGAUAAUCUGGUGGUAGUAGGAGGAAGAAAGAAUAAUGAACAGACCUCAAGGGAAGCUAUAGUGUUUGAUGAGAAUUGUCAAGAGUGGAAACGUCUGGCCAAACUUCCUAUCAGACUCUACAAAGCUUCCUAUGUGGCCCUUCACAGUGUGGUGUAUGUCACUGGAGGCCUUACCACCAAUUCUAAAUACUGCCAAGCCUGUCCAACAGUCUAUACCCUCUCACUCAAGACCAACGAGUGGCGGAUGGCCCAGCCCAUGCUGGAGCCACGAUUUGCCCACCAGAGUGUCUCCUACUUGCAUUUUAUCUUCAUCCUGGGGGGACUUGGGUGCAACAGACAACUGACAGACAGUGUGGAAAGGUACAACAGCAUGUUCAACCAGUGGGAGUCCAUGGCCCGCAUGCCUGUGGCUGUGCUGUACCCUGCUGUGGCUGCCACCAACCAGAGGAUCUACAUGUUUGGAGGAGAGGAUGACUUGCAGAACCCAGUCCGACUCACUCAGGUGUAUCACAUUGCCAGGAACAUGUGGUGCAAGAUGGAGAACAGAACAGUGAAGAAUGUGUCUGCUCCUGCCGUUGUGAUGGAUGAAAAAAUUUACAUUGUUGGAGGAUACACGAGAAGGAUGAUCGCAUAUGACACUACAGCCAACUGCUUCCUCAAGUGUGCCAGUUUGAAAGAGAGGAGAAUGCAUCAUGCAGCUGCAGUGCUCAAUAACAAACUGUACAUCACUGGCGGACGAUAUAUUAAUGGUCACGAUGUCAUUGAGGACUCAGACAAUUUCGAGUGCUAUGACCCAAGGACAGAUGCUUGGACAGCCAAAGGAAGUUUGCCGUAUAAACUCUUUGACCAUGGCUCUCUUACGCUGACGUGCGUGUCACAGACCUGGACUAACUCAUAG